Spinacia oleracea (spinach) is the source of this 3469-nucleotide messenger RNA. Its product is annotated as phosphoinositide phospholipase C 6. Bases 256 to 996 code for a protein of 246 amino acids. The transcript is spliced from 13 exons. NCBI's taxonomy places the organism in Eukaryota, Viridiplantae, Streptophyta, Magnoliopsida, Caryophyllales, Amaranthaceae. The record is from RefSeq and is a predicted model, not a curated record. Gene Ontology annotation, molecular function: phosphatidylinositol-4,5-bisphosphate phospholipase C activity; snoRNA binding. Gene Ontology annotation, cellular component: box C/D methylation guide snoRNP complex; small-subunit processome; plasma membrane. Gene Ontology annotation, biological process: release of sequestered calcium ion into cytosol; lipid metabolic process; phosphatidylinositol-mediated signaling.
AUUCUAUAUCAUCAUCGUUUUCCACCUUUUUGAUUAGCCAUGGCAAACCGAAUUUUGAUUUUGUCAUUCUUCUCUUCAAAACGGAAUUAUCACCCUAUAAACAGAAUUAUCACGUUUAUGUAUUGUGAACCAUAUAUAUUAGGGUUUCGGCUGAGUUUCGUCGAUCGAAGCAAAAAUGUCGGGAGCAGCCUCAGCUAUAUAUGUUCCUUUUAGACAUUAAAGGUAGAGUUCUGAUAUGGCGGGAUUAUCGCGGCGAUGUUUCAGCGGUUCAAGCUGAGAAGUUCUACACUAAGUUCAUCGAAAAAGAGGUCUUCAAACUAUGAACCUUUAGUUAGGUGGAUGCAUGGUGCUCAAAUGGUUGCAUUUAACAUGCAGAUCAACUUUGGGAAUCAUAUGAGAUCCGACAUGAAAUCUGAAGCCAUGACAGGAUAUGGUACAUCUCUUUGGUUAAUGCAAGGGAUGUUUCGAUCUAACGGUGGUUGUGGUUAUGUCAAAAAGCUUGAUUUUCUGAUGACAAAAGGGACAAAUGGUGAGGUAUUUGAUCCGAAGGCUUCAUCAGAAGUGAAGAAGACCUUGAAGGUUAGAGUAUUCUUGGGGGAUGGAUGGCGCUUGGAUUUUAGCAAAACUCACUUCGAUACUUUUUCUCCACCAGACUUCUAUGUGAAGUUUCGCAUAUUGGGAGUUCCAAGAGAUUUUGCGAAGCAGAAAACAAAAGUGAUUGAAGAUGAUUGGGUACCUGUGUGGGAUCAAGAGUUCACGUUUUCAUUAACUGUUCCAGAGUUGGCUCCACUUCAAAUUGAAGUAAAAGAACAUGACAUGUCAGAGGGGGAUGAUUUUGGAGGGCAAGCAUGUUUGCCGAUAUCAGAGCUGAAAACCGGGAUUAGAUCAAUCGACUUUUUGAUAGGAAGGGCGAGAAACUCCCAAAUGAGCAUUAUUAAGGAAGGAUCUGUUGAUACAGACUUCGUCAGAUUUCUCUGGUACUGCUACGGUGGCUAGGUUUUUGCUGAAACUCUCGAAAGAAGAAGUACUGUUACAAGUCCGGAAAAAGAUGAGCAAACCAGUGCUGAAAUAGAGGAGAGAGGACUGCACAUGCCGACAGCAAGAAUGAAGGAUGAGGACAAUUGCUCACUAAGAGAGGUUGGGUGCAUGAAUGCUGAGCUGGAUUCCCUCAAGGCCACUGUAAGGAGGAAGCUGCAUUUAGACAGUUAAUUAUAUCACUGAUGUAUUUAAAUGCAAUACACCUGCGACCCUGUUACCACAAUUCAGACAAACACACACAAGAGAUACCAGAAAGUGGAAGCUUGGAUUAAUAGUUGUAAGAGUAAUCCAGCAACUUGAGGCUGCCAAUCUCAACAGUAACUUUAGGUUACAAGUCUCUCAAGUUUACUCAAUACAAUUCUCAAUGCCCUCCUCUCUUUCUUCCCCUUACAUAUAUACUCAAGACUAAGUUAAUAGGUGGCUUGGUUGUACGGCUGAUGGUAUGGUCCAUUACAUCACUCCCCCCCAAAAGACACACCUUGUCCUCAAGGUGGAAGUCUGGGAAUCGAUCAGAGAUCAAGUCAGCAUCCUCCCAAGUCGCCUCAAAGGGCUGCAGUCCCUUCCACUUGAUCAGUACCUCACUCACAACUCCCUCCUUGCUGCGCACAGCCAUCAGUUCCUCUGGUUCCACUAACAACUCCAACUCAGCAGUGACUUGCAUAGGAAUGGUAGGCUGCACCACCUGAUCGCCCACCGCCUUCCUAAGUUGUGAGACAUGAAACACCGGAUGUAUUUUACAAGUCUCUGGUACUUAACAAGUACCUUACCGUCUUACGGCCAAAAUGGUGAAGCUGGUGGCCGAGAAGCAUGUCCAAUAUGUCAUAUGUGUUGAGAGGGUAUUAUGACUGACAAAUUGAGAAGUUUCUUGGAGGGUAGGUUCCAAAACUCUAAGACCAAGGAAUUUGUUAUUGGAGUAGCUGACUCUAAACUCGGAGCAAGUAUUUCCGAAGGGACUAAGUUUUCAUGCAGAAGUAAUGAGUUUAUGCUAGAGCUUCUCCGUGGUGUGCGUUUACACUUUGAGCAAUUCAUCAAGAAUCUUAAGGUCUUUCUGGAUCUGGCUGAAAAAGACUUGAGACAAAUUAAGGCUUUGUUUCUUGAGGUAUGCAUCCUUUCAUAUGUAUAAAUCAGUCAAUGAUUGAAGCAAUACACCAGCUCUGAGGAUAUUGGAGAAAGGCCGAACAUAUAAAUAAGUCACUUUCUGCACUUAGGGAUGUUAUCUCUGCUCUUGCUCAGAUGAAUGCUCAUAUUCCUUGCAAGAAUAGCAAAACUACUCAAGUCCUCAGAGGAUUCUCUAGGUAUCCAGCUUAUUAGAUGUCAUAAUUUAAACUUUGAUUUUUUAUUUAUUUAUUCUUGGGUAUAUUUUAUCCCCAUUACUCAAAGGAAAAUUUGGUAAUAUUAAUCCAAUCUUUGGGCGAUUUUCUUUUAUUAAUCCCACCUACGACAUAUUUUUUAAUAAUCCCACAUUUACUACCCAACGACUUUUAUUGGGCUUAAGUGACCGAAAACCGGUGAAAAAGUCAACGAGAUGGUGAUGAAUUGAUGAUGAUGACUGGAUAUAUCGAGAGAGACUACUACUACGUAGGGAUAUAUUACCGCCUACAACAGGUUUAUGACCUUUUAGGUCCAACAAAAGUCGCCGGGUAGCAAAGGUGGGAUUAUUAAAAAAUAUGUCAUAGGUGGGCUUAAUAAAAGAAAAUCGGCCAAAGGUUGGAUUAAUAUUACCAAAUUUUCCUUACUCAAAUUUAUCUUGGAAAGCCAUUGUUUAUUACAAUGAAGGUUGUGUUUUCAAGUCAGAAGUUGUUCUUCGGGCAAGCAGAGGAGGUCACGUUCCUUCUGGGUUUAAGGAACAUGAGCCCAUGCCAAAGAUGCCCUGCAAUCCAAGGUCUCCAUCUCCUCCAGUGAUUUAUAGAUGUUUUUAGUGAUAUUUACACAUUUACAGUGUUAUAUACACCAUCUCUACCUUGUGUAUUGUUCUCCGACCUUGUGUAUUGUUCAUGGGUGGAAUACAGUUUGAGUUUGGUGUUCUUGAUCAAGUAGUGUCCUUGAUUUCCUUGGAGGAUGAUUUAGGCAGGAAAUAUGGAGCUGAAAACCGAGAGAUCAAGAAAAGCGACAAGAUUAGAGGUCAAGAAGUUUUGAAAAGGCUUCUCGGUUGGAAUAUAAAGGCAACAAAAGAAAAAGAUCCGAGAAGACAAAAGACGAAAACAGAUCUCUCUCUAACAGAAAGGUUUAGUCUUGACUAAGUUUUGUACAUCUUUCAGAUCUCAUGUUACUGCUUGUUAUAAUUAGGAUCCGGAAGAGUAAAUAUUGCUCUAGCUCACCUUUUGGCUUGAUAUUAUGCCUUCAAACUAUCAAAACUUACAUUGUAUGAGUAAUUUAAAUUUGUGCGAGUAAAUGUUUACCAGUAAUUUGUAAAUCGCUAUCUUUUGUGUGA